Molecule: messenger RNA, 722 nt
Organism: Telopea speciosissima
Lineage: Eukaryota; Viridiplantae; Streptophyta; Magnoliopsida; Proteales; Proteaceae
Product: profilin-2-like
Exons: 3
Coding region: 97-501 (134 amino acids)
Cellular component (GO): cell cortex
Molecular function (GO): actin monomer binding
Source: RefSeq, a predicted model, not a curated record
GAGAGAUAAAGAGAGAAGGAGAGAAAGAAGGAACGAAACUACAUUUGCAGAGAAAAAAACCAAUCCAGAGGAAGAGGGAAACCAUCAGAGAAGACAAUGUCGUGGCAAACUUACGUCGACGAACAUCUUAUGUGCGAUAUUGAUGGCCAGCCCGGUCACUGUCUCAAGGCCGCGGCCAUCAUCGGUCACGACGGAAGCGUUUGGGCUCAGAGCGCUUCAUUCCCUCCGUUUAAGGCUGAGGAGGUCACAGGUAUCAUGAAUGAUUUUAAUGAACCCGGCUACCUUGCUCCUACUGGCUUAUUCCUUGGGGGAGUAAAAUACAUGGUUAUCCAAGGAGAACCUGGAGCUGUGAUCCGUGGAAAGAAGGGAUCUGGGGGAGUUACUAUAAAGAAGACGACUCAAGCUCUAAUUUUUGGUGUCUAUGAGGAGCCUGUGGCUCCAGGACAGUGCAACAUGAUUGUGGAGAGGUUGGGAGACUACCUCAUUGAUCAGGGCCUGUAGGUCUGGGUUGCAACUGUGAUCUAAUUUUCCCAUUGAAUGUAAUUUUUGUCUAUUUUCCCCUCCCAUUUUUAGCAUCUCUUUGCCUUAUCUUUUUUCCAUUGAUUAUGUGCUUGCAUCUUCUUCCUUGAUUAGCCAUGUAUUCGCAGUGGAGUUAUUGCAAACAAUAACUGUGUGAGGACAUAUAAGCAUUUAUUUGGUAUCUUAGGAUCGUUUGUUCUUUU